Chinchilla lanigera (long-tailed chinchilla) is the source of this 1375-nucleotide messenger RNA. It is a transcript of the gene Eif5a, whose product is annotated as eukaryotic translation initiation factor 5A. Gene Ontology annotation, molecular function: RNA binding; ribosome binding; translation elongation factor activity. Gene Ontology annotation, biological process: positive regulation of translational termination; positive regulation of translational elongation. The record is from RefSeq and is a predicted model, not a curated record. NCBI's taxonomy places the organism in Eukaryota, Metazoa, Chordata, Mammalia, Rodentia, Chinchillidae. The coding region runs from base 231 to 695 and encodes 154 amino acids. The transcript has 6 exons.
GGGUGGAGGGCGGAGGAGCUAGGUAGCACGCUUGCGCGGCUGUCAUAGGGCUGCUUGGUUGGUCAGUGGGGAGUCGGCGCCUGCGUACUAAGACCCGUGUGCAGCAGCGGCGGCGGCGGUAGAGGCGGCGGCGGCGGCGGCAGCGGGCUCUGAGGCAGCGGUUGGGCUCGCGGCGAGCGGACGGAGUCGAGUCAGUGCGUUCGCGCGAGUUGGAAUCCAAGCCUCUUAAAAUGGCAGAUGAUUUGGACUUCGAGACAGGAGAUGCAGGGGCCUCAGCUACCUUCCCAAUGCAGUGCUCAGCAUUACGUAAGAAUGGCUUUGUGGUGCUCAAAGGCCGGCCAUGUAAGAUCGUCGAGAUGUCUACUUCGAAGACUGGCAAGCAUGGCCAUGCCAAGGUCCACCUGGUUGGUAUUGACAUCUUUACUGGGAAGAAAUAUGAAGAUAUCUGUCCAUCAACUCAUAAUAUGGAUGUCCCAAACAUCAAAAGGAAUGAUUUCCAGCUGAUUGGCAUCCAGGAUGGGUACCUAUCACUGCUUCAGGACAGUGGGGAGGUGCGAGAGGACCUUCGUCUGCCUGAGGGAGACCUCGGCAAGGAGAUUGAGCAGAAGUAUGAUUGUGGAGAAGAGAUCCUGAUCACGGUGCUGUCUGCCAUGACAGAGGAGGCAGCUGUUGCAAUCAAGGCCAUGGCAAAAUAACUGACUCCCAGGUGGUGGUGGCAGUGGUGGCGGCGGCAGCGGCGGCAGCAGUGAUCCUCAAGCCUGCAGAGGCCCCUCCCCCAGCUUGGCCCCACUCUAGCUGGGCCUUUGGCUGGACUCCUCCUACGCAAUUUAUUUGACGUUUUAUUUUGGUUUCCCCUAGCCCCUCAAUCUGUCGGGGAGCCCCUGCCCUUCACCUAGCUCCCUUGGCCAGGAGUGAGGGAGCCAUGGCCUUGGUGAAGCUGCCCUCCUCUUCUCCUCUCACACUACAACCCUAGUGGGGGAGAGGGGUUGGGUGCUGCUUGUGGUUUAGUUUUUUUUUUUUUUUUUUUUUUUUUUUUUUUUUUUUUUUUUAAAUUCAAUUUGGAAUCAGAACGCUGUGGAUUCUGGUAAAUGGUCCUUGUGCCCUUCCCCCUACUCGUCAAUGGUCUGGUCCCCAUUCCCCAUAGCUCUUUACCCCAAUACCACCCCCACAGACUGGGGACCAGUUCUCUCCCCUGCCUGUGUCUCUCCCUAAACCCCUUUAGCUGGGGAGGGAAGAGAAGAGGGGAAGGGAUGUGCCCCCUCCUCAGGCAUCCGGGAGGGCCCUGCCCCCAUGGGCUUCACCCUUCCCUGCGGGCUCUUCUCCCCGACACAUUUGUUAAAAUCAAACCUGAAUAAAACUACAAGUUUAAUAUGAA